Thermothelomyces thermophilus ATCC 42464 is the source of this 842-nucleotide messenger RNA. RefSeq lists its product as uncharacterized. Lineage: Eukaryota; Fungi; Ascomycota; Sordariomycetes; Sordariales; Chaetomiaceae. Gene Ontology annotation, molecular function: gluconokinase activity. The record is from RefSeq and is a predicted model, not a curated record. Gene Ontology annotation, cellular component: cytoplasm. The transcript has a single exon. The coding region runs from base 330 to 770 and encodes 146 amino acids.
GAGGAUGGAGAGGAAGGGAAGAGAGGCAGCGACCGCUGGGUUUGGUUCAUCACCGGCCCAACUGCCUGCGGCAAGACAACAGUUGCGAAGUACCUCGCGGACAAGCUGGGCCUUAGCUUCGUGGAGGGCGAUGACGUACGUGACAAACCAGGCCUCGUCUCUUCUAUUUUCCCUCUAUUUUUCUCGCGUGUUGUUUGGAUAAUUAAGGAGGGAAACAAAAACAAUAAUUAGGGAGAAGGGGUGAAACACGCUAAUUAACUGUGAGAACCAACACAUAAUAAUCUCGACAUGCGGAACAACAGUUCCACCCCCAAGCCAACCGCGAUAAGAUGGCGCGUAAUGAGCCGCUGACGGACGAAGACCGUGCGGCGUGGCUAGACGCCCUGCACGAGCGCGUCGUCGUCUCCUCCACCGACGCGGACGCCGACGGCGUCCCCGUGCCGCGGCUACCACAUCGCGUGGUGACGUGCUCGGCGCUCAAGCGGCGGUACCGCGACGCGCUGCGCGGGGGGGAUCCGGUGCGGACCGCUCCGGCGAGGGUGCGGUUCGUGUUUCUGGACGUGCACGAGGAGGUGCUGCGGCAGCGGGCGCGCGAGCGGAAGGGCCACUUCGCCGGGGAGGGCUUGGUCAAGAGCCAGGUGGAGGCGUUGGAGCGACCGGGGGAGGACGAGGAGGACGUCAUCAUCGUUAGAGUCGAGAACGGAGAGGGGGUGGGAGAGACGGAGAGGGAGGUAUUGAACAGGGUCGUGCAGCAGAUGGGCCUGGAAUGAGUCGAUCGACGCGGAGAUAAUUAGAGAGAUGGGAGGGUGUAAAAUAGGAAAUAGAAGGAAAAAAAAUUAUUA